CUGUGCGUGCGUGCGUCUUACAGCCAUGGUGUCAACUGGUUGUUAGCUAGCGCUAGCUACCGUGUUAGCUGGCUUCUUGAAACAUUCAAACAUAGGCAGUCUACACCAAGGAAUUGCUCUUGUUCAUCAUGCUAAAGGACCCCUGCUCCCGCAACAUGCUUGGGAACAUUUGCUGCCAAAGAAAAUGAGAGGCUUUCGGAAGACAAUGAUAAAAUAGCCAGCGCCAACAAAAAGUGAAGCUACAGUUUUGGAACAUCCGAUUUCCUUGCUCGCUAGCAUCCUGAGAAGCAAAGCUCUGAGAUUUUGCAAGCACUGGAUGCGGAAGGAGGAUAUGAGGCAAGCUGGCCAGCUAAUGCUAAUUGUAAGCUAUGCUGGGAUACAUACCUGGAAAACAUUUAAGUGUGAUCACAGUUAUCAAAUCUACCAAGCUAGCCUACGCUAACAUUAGUCAGUAGAAGGGCCAACGCUAACGUAAAGCCAACUUGUCAUAGGCUGACGUUGAAUUUCUCAAGCUAACGAAAGGGACAUUACUGAGGUUGAAAUGUUGAUAUUUGCGGCCUAGCCUUAGCCGGUAUCUAGCGAAUAUCAAGCGACCGAUGCUCAACGUUUGUCAGCGAGUUUGCAGAGGUGAACAGCUGCUGUCGAGUGUGUUUUUGCAUUUACCGAAGAGCUAAUACGUAUCUGCGUUUAAACAUGUCAUAUUUGCCAAUAAUAAACCCGUAGAGAUCUUCGUAAGCUAGGCUAAAUCACCCGCUAGCUUGCUAAUGUCAAUCAAAAAACUCGAUCUAGGGUUGGCCUUCACGUUAAAAUUGGGUGUUAUAAGCUGUGAGAUCUUGUUUUAUAGCUGGACACGAUAUCAGUCAUGUUGAGUAACUUUCCUUAUGUUUGCUUUGACUGACAAGCGUAGCACUCAUUUUAGUUCUCCUAGUACAUAUCACAGUGUGGUGAGCAGUUAAAAAUAGUGUACAGAUCUCAGAUCUGCUCAAUUACUCUACUGUGAUUUUAUGGAUAUGAAGGGUUCAAGUUGAAUAUUUGAUUAAUUGGAAAUGUAGUCUUGUUUUUUUGUGACCCUUCAUUAAACUGAAAACUAAUAAGGCAUCAAAACUACUUUUGAUUUUUGUUUCAUAAUGAUGUGGAAUUUAAAGAAGUGCCUAAAGUAAACACACUUGAAGGUACUUCUCUCGACAGCUGAUCUUUGCAUGUUGAGGGCUUUAUACUACAAUAAAUUAUUACAAGCAUUUUAGAAUUUCUACUGUAAUGUCAUAGAGUAGAUUUUUGCCUAAAAGUAAUUUUGCUCACUGAAUGCAAUGUAUAUGUAGCUUCAAACAAACAGUUUUGAUUUUUCUUACAGAUGAAUAUUUUUGCACACACUCAGUGGGUUACCAAUGUGCCAAAAAGUCACUCUACUGAUUACCCAACAAGGAUUAGGCUAGAGUGUGGCAACGUCGGUUCAGGGAGGGAGCACAUACUGGCAAAAGAAUAUGCAAGGAUUCUUGACCUCAACUGAAGUAUACAUAUCCAAGACACUGAACUAUUGUCCUUCAUGAAACAGUCUUGGUUAACCUGCCAUUCCCAAUGGAAGUGCCAUCAUAGACACAAUAUACUGUGGCUUGAACUGCUGCAUAGUUGUUUUGAGCUGCAGCCUUGGAGGAACAGUUUCAGCAUUUAGUUGAACGCGAAGGAGGAGAUGGGUUCCCAAGCUCUUCAGAUAUUGCGGCAGGGUGUGUGGGCCUCGCUCACGGGAGGAUGGUAUGUGGACCCCCAUCAGAGCACAUUCUCCAACUGCUUCCAUCUCUACCUUUGGAUUUUUCUCCUGGCCUUCCCCUUUCUGCUGUACAUGGCUCUUCCUCCCAGCUUGGUGGUCGCAGGCGUGUACUCUGCUGUUGUGGCAGUCUUUUUCACAGCCAUUAAGGUGGUGAACUAUCGCCUCCAUGCAAUGUUUGAUCUUGGGGAGAUUGUAGAGAAGAAGCAGGCGUCACUGUCCGCUGAAGCCCCGAGGACUGAAGAAGGAGAUGAAGGUUCAGGUGUACACGAUGGGAAUCAGCAAAGGGAUAGUCAUGUUGGUGUGGAGAUGACUGUGUUUCGAAAGGUCAACUCAACACCCCCUGUCCGCUGCAGCUCCCAGCACUCACUGUUUGGAUUAAACCAAGUUUCUGAGUUCUUGCCCCAGCUGGAGGAUACAGGGGGUACUAAGGAUAUCAAAGAGUUCAUGCGGGAACAAGGAAGCAAUAAUGUCAUUGUUACGUCAGCUCACCGUGAAAUCCUUCGCCAGAGUUCCCAGGAUAUCAUUCGGACUCCCAAUGUGGUCCCGUCCUGCAUUUCGGCUGCUCUGGGUGGUGAUUUCCCAAGUCUCAUUGGAGUAUCUGGAGUGGCAGCUGGAUUUGUAGAAACUGGAGACUGCUUGUCUAUCCCUCCUUCACCCUCCAGUCAGGAGGAUGGAGGUGAGAAAGACCAGUUGCAAGAAAUGGAUGAGUUACCAGAACAACGGUGCCAGAAAGACAAAGGGUUGGGAGAUUAUUCUCCCCUUGGUCCGUCUGCUGAAUCAGAGAGCCUGGGGGAGACUCCCCUCAGCCCCCUUAUAAAAAGCAGCUUAAGUGAGGAGCUAAGUGAAAAUCUCCUGGGUUUGGGCCUCGACCCUGUGGCAUUUGCACCUGGAACUAAGCACCCAGGCAGCCGGAGUGGAGUAGCACUAGCUGCAGGAUCUACAGACAGUUGUUUCAGUGCAGGUGGAGCCACCACAGACCGUGAGACGCUCAGUACUGUCAGCAGUUACCGCAGUGAAAAAACAGAUUCCACUCAGCUAGAAAGUCCUUCAUUCAGCCAGUCACGGCCUGCAGAUGGACAGACAUCUGCCCCUGCACCAGCAAUGGGCUCUAAUAUCCCAGAGCCUGUGGAGAGUCUAGCAGGACAGGGUGGCAGUGAUACAGACAACCUGUCAGACAGUGUGUUGCUACGCUCCCCUUCCAAAGAGUUCUCCCACAGCCAGGGCCUGGACAGGACACUUGUUGAAGGAGAGGAUUUGGCCCCUGUCCCGUCAGAUAUUGCACAGCCCCCUCCACUUCAGAACUCCUCUCCAUCAAGUAGCGGCCACUCUGAGGUUUGUGAUUUAGACAGAAAUGUUGCAGUGCCUCCCUUACCACCACCCCGACAGGCCAAUUCAGUGCCCUCGGGGCUGGCCCUGGGUCUAGUGUGUUCUGAGCCUGCUUUGCCCAUAUCCUCUGCUCCCUUCUUGCUGUCUGAUCAGCCUGCACUUCAAGCCCAGCAGGUAGUGCGCCCUAAAGACUUGAAGCUGCUGCGGGCCAGCGGCAGUACCGUAGGGCACAGGCCAGGCCGUAGGAAAGCUCCAAGGAGGCGAGCUGGAGCAGGAAGCAGUAGCUUUGACUGUGGCUCUUACAGGCGUCACCACAAUCACAGACAACACAGAGAUUACAUCCUUGUUCGAAGACUGGGUGCCAAGGCUUACAGUGAAAGUUUGUUUGAAGACUCGAGCGAUGAGGAUGAUGGCAGUGACGUGAGCGCUGGUUCUAGUCUGGGCUCUCAGCGCCAUUUUAGCUCAGACGAUGACGACAAUGACGAUGAUGAUUCGAGUUCCUCUACCUCCUGCUACUCCCCCGAUCUCGCUAACACUGGUGUGACGUCCACACUGUCCCCUGCUGCUCAACUGCCCACCCCAAGGGAAGGGGAAUUACCUGACACUGCUGGCCCCUCGAAUGCUCGUGCCGCUCAGCGCUCUUCUAGCACAGCCAGUGCUAAGACUCAUGCAAGAGUGCUAAGUAUGGAUGGGGCAGGUGGAGGCCAGAGCAACACUGCAGCUCUGCCGUCCACUCUGCUUACAAUGCCCUCCACCUCCACCCCUGCACCACGCACUCUUACCAUCUCUAAGUCUGACCUGGAAGCGCGCACCAGCCAUACAGAUGGCUUUCCUAGCACUCGACAUCAUCAUCAUCAUCAUCAUCAUCAUCAGCGACUGGACUCUCUUGGAGGCUCUUGGACUGGCAACCAGAUGGGCUGGAGGACUGGAGAGCUGGUUGAAGAGGGAGCUGUCGGAGGAGCCUUGGAUCCUGAGAAUGGAGGCAAACAUGAUUCAGUCAGCAGUGUUAAGAGGACCCAAGCCAUUCGCAGGAGACACAAUGCUGGGAGCAACCCUACACCACCCCCAUCCACAAUGGGAUCCCCUCCCAGCCUCCAGGACCUCCAGCGGACCAGGACCUCAUCUCACUCACGGGCUCGCACACUUCCCUCAGCCUUACAGUUUGCCUCCUCGCUCCUCCUGCCCCGUGGUGGUGUCCACGAAGCCUCCACCUUUGACGACACAUCAGAGGGGGCAGUGCACUAUUUCUUUGACGAGAGUGGCGUGAAGAGGUCAUACACGUUUGGAACUGCAGGAGGUGGAUAUGAGGAUCCAGUUCAGGAAAGGGAGAGACAGUCCCAAUCAUCAAGCUUCACCUCCACUGAGGUCCAGGAUGGGGCACCAGUGGCCAUGUUCCAGCCCAGACCUGUAGUUUUACAGGGCAUGCAGGUGCGCCGAGUGCCUCUGGAAAUGCCUGAGUUUGAUUUGGACCACGAGUCUCUGCAAGAGUCCCAAGAAAACACUCUGAUGAUCGAGGAAAAGGCCAAACCCAAGCAGUACUAUCGCUUUUGGGUGCUACCGGGGAAGUGGCUGAGGGUUCGUUAUGAUCGGUUGGCACUUCUAGCCUUAUUGGACAGAAACCGCCGCGUGGGGGAGAAUGUGUUUGCUGUGGUGCUGGCAAGUCUGGUGGCCUUCCUGGGGUUCCUGCUUCUGCUCCAGGGCUUCUUCAGGGACAUCUGGGUCUUCCAGUUCUGCCUGGUCAUUGCCAGCUGUCAGUACUCCUUACUGAAGAGUGUGCAACCAGAUGCAGCGUCACCCAUGCAUGGCCAUAACUGGAUCAUUGUGUACAGUCGGCCAGCUUACUUUUGCUUGUGCUGUGUGGUGAUCUGGAUUUUUGACCUGUCUGGACGCUCUGGAAUCCUGCAACCCGUCUCCCUCUAUGGUGUCACCUUUUUCUCUGGACAGUUCCUGCUCUGUGUCAGGGAUAUGCUCAUCGUGUUUGCCUUGUGUUUCCCAGUCAUCUUCCUGUUCGGGUUGCUACCUCAGGUCAAUACUUUUGUGAUGUGUCUGCUGGAGCAGAUCGACAUGCACGUUUUUGGGGGAACUGCCACUACCAGCCCCCUCUCAUCUCUAUUUAGCCUCAUACGCAGCAUCCUAGUGGCUGCCCUGCUGUAUGGAUUUUGCCUCGGUGCUAUUAACGCACCGUGGGGGGAUGCCCAUGUGCCAGUACUGUUCUCUGUGUUUUGUGGCUUACUCUUGGCUUUAUCCUACCACCUCAGCCGCCAAAGCAGCGACCCCACCAUUCUCUGGGCGUUGGUCCGGUCUAAAUUGUUUCCAGAGCUGGAAAACCGAACACCAGAGGAACCUCCUGUGGAGAUCAAAGACCCUCUUCCUGAGAAGCUACGUAACUCUGUGAAAGAGGUUCUCCAUUCAGACCUUGUCAUGUGUCCCCUCAUGGCUGUGAUUACCUUCGCCAUCAGUGCCAGCACUGUUUUCAUCGCUCUUCAACCUGCUCUUAGCUUUGUCCUGUACAUCCUGGCUGGAGUUGUAGGCUUCAUCACACACUAUCUCCUGCCUCAGCUGCGCAAACAGCUGCCGUGGUUCUGCUUGGCUCACCCUGUGCUGCGCUCCAGAGAGUACAGUCAGUUUGAGGUUCGAGAUGCUGCUCAGUUGAUGUGGUUUGAGAAGCUGUAUGCGUGGCUUCAGUGCGUGGAGAAAUAUUUCAUCUACCCAGCUGUAGUUCUCAACUCUCUAACGACAGAAGCUCGAACUGUGGGCCAGAACCAUAAAGAACUGGACAUUUACAGCCGAGCUCUCUUCAUUUCAGUGGCAGGAAUGAAGCUGCUGCGUUCGUCCUUUUGUGCCCCAUCGCAGCAGUACGUCAUGCUGUGCUUCACCACACUCUUCUUCCAGUUUGACUAUCCGCGCUUCUCUGAGACAUUUUUAAUUGACUAUUACUUCAUGUCCAUUAUCUUCAGCAAGAUGUGGGACCUCCUGUACAAGCUCCGCUUUGUACUCACUUACAUCGCCCCCUGGCAGAUUACCUGGGGCUCAGCCUUCCACGCCUUUGCACAACCCUUUGCUGUGCCUCACUCUGCUGUGCUUUUCGUCCAGGCUGUCUUUUCUGCCGUCUUUUCCACCCCCCUCAAUCCUGUCCUAGGCAGCGCUGUGUUUGUCACGUCGUACAUUAGACCCGUCAAAUUCUGGGAGAGAGACUACAACACCAAGCGGGUUGAUCAUUCGAACACUAGACUUGCUACUCAGUUAGACCGUAACCCAGGUGCUGACGACAACAAUCUGAACUCCAUAUUCUACGAGCACCUGACCCGCUCUCUGCAGCAUAGCCUGUGUGGAGACUUGCUGCUUGGCCGCUGGGGAAACUACAGCACGGGCGACUGCUUCAUCCUCGCCUCAGACUACCUUAACGCUCUGGUGCACAUCAUCGAGAUUGGCAAUGGCCUGGUCACCUUCCAGCUGAGGGGUCUGGAGUUCAGAGGUACGUACUGUCAGCAGAGAGAGGUGGAGGCCAUCACCGAGGGGGUGGAGGAGGACGAGGGCUGCUGCUGCUGCGAGCCUGGCCACCUCCCCCAUAUGCUGUCGUUCAAUGCUGCCUUUGGGCAGCGCUGGCUGGCGUGGGAGGUGGCCGCCACCAAGUACGUGCUGGAGGGCUACAGCAUCAGUGACAACAAUGCCGCCUCUAUGUUACAAGUGUUUGACCUUCGUAAGAUCCUCAUCACAUAUUAUGUCAAGAGCGUCAUCUAUUAUGUGAGUCGAUCAUCAAAGCUAGAGGACUGGCUGACGAAUGAGUCGAUUCAGGAGGCUCUGCGGCCUUGUCUCAGCCCCAACUACAUUGAUAGUGACCCCACAUUCAACCUGAACAUUGAUGAGGACUAUGACCACAGGGCCUCUGGGAUUACUCUGUCCUCAUUCUGCAUCAUUUACCUGGACUGGAUUCAGUACUGCAAUAGCAGGCGUCAAACGCCGGUGGCUAGUGAAAAAGACUCGCCACUUGUCAGCCUCUGUUUUGGGCUGUGUAUUCUGGGAAGAAGAGCCCUGGGCACAGCCUCUCACAGCAUGUCUGCAAGCCUGGAGCCCUUUUUGUAUGGCCUCCAUGCACUGUUCAAGGGAGACUUCCGCAUCACGUCUCCCAGAGAUGAGUGGGUGUUUGCAGACAUGGACCUGCUGAAUCGAGUCGUGGCACCAGGAGUGCGGAUGUCCCUCAAAUUGCAUCAGGACCACUUCACAUCUCCAGAUGAGUAUGAGGAUCCUAUGGUUCUUUAUGACGCCAUCACUGCCAAUGAAGAGAAGAUGUUGAUAUCACAUGAAGGUGACCCAGUGUGGCGCAGCGCGAUUCUAGCCAACAUGCCUUCGCUGCUGGCAUUGCGCCACAUCAUGGAUGAUGGAAGCGACGAGUACAAGAUCAUCAUGCUGAACAAGAGGUUCCUCAGCUUCAGAGUCAUCAAGGUCAACAGAGAGUGUGUGCGCGGGCUGUGGGCGGGUCAGCAGCAGGAGCUGGUUUUCCUGCGCAAUCGUAACCCAGAGCGUGGCAGCAUACAAAACGCCAAACAGGCCCUGAGGAAUAUGAUCAACUCGUCGUGUGACCAGCCCAUUGGCUACCCAAUCUACGUGUCCCCUCUCACCACCUCAUAUGCUGGAGGACACGGCCAGCUCCGGUCUGUGUGGGGAGGACCCGUCAGCCCGCACAACAUUUACACCUGGCUCAUCAGUAGCUGGGACAGGUUACAGAAAGGUUGUGGCGCUGGCUGUAACAGUGGAGGAAACAUUGAGGACUCAGACUGUGGAGGCGGCUCCACCUCGAUCUCUACCAACCCAGCUGUUCACACUACACAGAGCACACCAGCCUCCAGCCUCCCCCAGCCACACAUCACCACUGUCCAGCCCUCUAUGGGUACAGACAACCCUCUAGGUCCAACACAGAACUGGCCUCACCACCCACAGCCUCUUCCAUUAGCUCUGCUUAGCCAGUCAGAGGGCAGGAUGGAGGCAGGACUGUUGACAUCUUUACAGCGCACCGCUUCAAUUCAGGGGCUCCUGGGCCAGCAGCUGUCCAGUUCCCAGCUGUCGUUCAGCAGCUCCGUGGCUCAGCCCCCUCUUCCAGGUCCAGAGCGCUUCUGCCUGGAGACCUCUGGGCACCGAGUGGGCCAGCGGGCUGGCCUCAGCCAGGGGAGCGGACUACACUAUGAGAGCCACUUUGGGAAGUGGAGUUUUUCGGGCAGGAAGGCAUUUAACGGACCAGCUGUAACGGAGGGUGAAGGAGGAACAGUGCAGACCAUACGGACACAGCCUACUCCCUCUACAGCCCUACAAGACAUCAGUCCAACACAGGAUCCUCUGGGAGCCACUCAGAAAAUGGAUCCAGUCCUGCAGACACCAGGUGACCCGCUCACCCCUCGAGAGGAAUCCACAGAGCUGCCUUUACUUGAGCACCUACACUGAGUCUGCACUAAGAGAUUCAGAGUGACAUUCUCUGCAGUGAAAGCACACCGCAGCUGAAUCUGGACCGGGCCUAUCCCGUCCAGACUAAAGUCAUUCCAGCUUUUGGGACUCAUUCUGUCUGCUCUCAGUCACCUGAGUGCAGCUGCUGUUUGAUGGGUUUGGUUAUGCUGUUUAUCACUCCAUGCCGCCUCAGCCUAAGCAGCUAAACACCUGAAUGCAUGCUGAGCUGGUGCAGGUCAGAUCAUGAAAUGAUUUUAGCCAAAUUCAGCUUCUGAGUCAAAUCUUGAUGAUGAUGGACUCAUUCUUGCCCCUCACCCCCACCAUGGACACACAGUGUCUCUAUGGACAACCUAUAGGUUUUAACUGUAGUGGCCAGAAAGGCCCGGUGCAAUUAUAAGAGAUAUUUAGCUUAAGGAUUGUUUAUUUUUCUAUACUGGAGAAUAAAGGAUCAGCUCAGUCGUUCUCACUUGAAAGCAGCAAGGUUUUUUUUUUUUUCGUAAAAGGAAAAAGUGUUCAGUUGAAGGAUAUGUUGAACUUUAAGUCCCCAAAGUGACUGUCAAACAAUAUUAAUUAGUAACAUAUUGACCAAUUUAAUUAGCCUCUAUCUAUGCUCUCAACAUAAAACAUAAUCAAAAGUGAUUUAUUCUGUGGCUUCCAUGCCUCACAACAUCAUCAGUUCUGUUCGGAGCAGGUUUCAGGGAUAAACUCAGAUAAGUCCCUUCCACCCAGCCAACACGUGCUACUACCACCUGUUUACAGUCUAUUUAGGCCUGGAUCUGACUGGCAGCGUGGACAUGUGGGAUGACUUCUGACUCAGCGGAACCCCGUAGGUCAGGAUCAAGUUUUGAUUCCAGUCUGUGAAAAUUGUGUUGAUCACAAACCUAAAAAAAAACUGGGAGUGUUAAAAGCAUAAAGACUUUUUAGUAGAAUGUCUUUUUUUUUUACUUGAAGAAUCACAAUUUUCUCUGUUUAAAGUGCACUGAGUUUGUCUCUGACUAGAUCCAGUCUGCUCACGACGUUCUCAGUAGCAGGGACCCAGGCUGCUUCGUGUGGGGAGCUCUGUUUUCUUUGCCUGCAGUACGGCCCCUCCCAUUACUAUACUACUGCUUCAGCAUCUCCUGCUACUACUAAUAUACCCACUACUACUGCUGUUCCUACAACAGUCAAAUCCAGCGUUUUAGUUGGAAAUAAGUUUAAUAAAUACUGAAAGCGAAAGGCAGACUAUUUAUUUGAGUAAUAUUGUCUUACAGAUAUCUUUAAGGAGUUUGUUUAUAUGGUGUGCUGAUAUAUCAGAUUGGAAAUCUACCUUUUCAACUGUGCCCCCACCCUCCCUCCACCUUCCCAGUGUUUGUAUCAUCUCACCAAUGGCAGUCUUUUUAAUUUAAGAGUGUAAAAUAACUGGACGAAAUGCUGAGAAUUCACUUUGAGUAGAUUCUUUCCCAACUCUCACGCUUUGUAUGUCCCACCACUGUGAAAUGCAAAAAAGAUGGUAGUUGGACGCAAUCGGGCCCCAAAAGUACCCGGAUCCUGUGGCUGUGCCACUGUGAGCAGCUACAGGAUGGGUUUUAACCAGACUACUGCCUGGUAUGCGAGCUCUCCCAACUAAUUCUCCUGGAAAUGUGUUAACUUGAAAGAAGACAGACGUUCUCAGGGUUUAUUAUGGGAAGGAAAUCAACUUUCUCAGUGGAAAUGGUUUUUGUCGGAGGGUGAGCAGCUCGUGUACAGUCACACUGGCAUUAAAAUAUGGCCCUCUGAAGCAUUCUACUCUCUGUGGGUUGCAGCACGCGCUGCUCACUGCAUGCUGGUAAAUCCAUAGAUUUGUUGAGGUCUCUUCGCAGCAGUACAACAUCCCCCACACACGUUUUUAUUUUCCUAUCCGUUGAGAUUUCUGUCAGUCUCAGCUGUGAAGGAAACACGACAGUGAAAAGUGUCUGGAUCCCUCUCAAAUGCGCAACUCCCUCGACUCAGGAAAAACAGAGACUUUCUGAUCAAGUGCUGUUUUCUGUUUUUCUUUUCUACCUUGUAUCCAAAGCAACAGGGAGGUGUUUUUGUUUGUUUUUUGUCUUUGCUGGGAGUGAGGAAAGCACAAGAUAAUGGUCAGACCUGGGUGUCAAUAAAAAGGGAUUUCGUAAUCUCUGCAAUUCUGUACAGCAUGUUUCAUAUAUAAAUAUAUUAAAAAUACAAAUCUAUUUUAUUAUUAUUGGAUUUUUGGGUUGUUAAAGUUUAGAGACACUUGAGUUUUCCGGGAGGAAUCCUUGUUCAUCCAUCAGAGGGGAGAUCUGCGUGGAGACGCACUCUUCACAUUUAAAUGUGCAGUUUAGAAGAACCAGUUCAAACUUCUUUUGCACAAAAUGUGUUCUACACCACCCCACUUUGGUUUUACUACUUUGGUUAUUUUGAGAGGGGGCUCUUUUAUUUAACUAAGGACCUCAAGUCAAUGUUCUGUACAGUUUUUUUUUUUUUAAGUGAUUUUUUUUUUCUCCUCCUAUUUAAAUUAAAGGUUAUCGUGUCUUUGUUUGCAAACGAA
Betta splendens (Siamese fighting fish) is the source of this 11054-nucleotide messenger RNA. Its product is annotated as pecanex-like protein 3. Bases 1688 to 8527 code for a protein of 2279 amino acids. Lineage: Eukaryota; Metazoa; Chordata; Actinopteri; Anabantiformes; Osphronemidae. The record is from RefSeq and is a predicted model, not a curated record. Gene Ontology annotation, cellular component: membrane. The transcript has 35 exons.